UUUCCACAUAAACAUAUCCCUCUCUCUCUAAACUAAAGACGCCUGAAUACUGAAAAACUCUCUCUCUUUACAAGCUCUGACUCCUUCCUCUACCUCUAAUCCAACGCUCCCUUCCUGCUUAUCCUACGCACACCCUCCUCAACCCAACUCCAUUUCACAGACCCACCAUUGUUUCUCUCUCUAUAUAUAUAUCUGUUUCUCUCUCCUCUGCGUUCGUCCUCACACAAUGGGCAAAGGGUCCGCACUCACCGACGGCGUGAUCAAGAAGAUCCUCCUCUCCUACACCUACGUGGCCAUCUGGAUCUUCCUCAGCUUCACCGUCAUCGUCUACAACAAGUAUAUCCUCGAUCGCAAGCUCUACAACUGGCCGUACCCGAUCUCUCUCACCAUGAUCCACAUGGCCUUUUGCUCCACCUUAGCCGUCCUCUGCGUCCGCGUCUUCUCGCUCGUCGAACCCGUCUCCAUGUCACGUGACCUGUACUUCUCCUCCGUCGUCCCCAUCGGAGCUCUCUAUUCCCUCAGCCUCUGGCUCUCCAACUCCGCCUACAUCUACCUCUCCGUCUCCUUCAUUCAAAUGCUCAAAGCCCUCAUGCCCGUCGCUGUGUAUACCAUUGGAAUUCUCUUCAAGAAAGAAGGCUUCAAAUCGGAAACAAUGGCGAACAUGGUGUCGAUCUCAAUUGGGGUUGCGAUCGCUGCCUACGGAGAGGCCAAAUUCGAUUCGUGGGGGGUGUUUCUCCAAUUGGGUGCUGUCGCAUUCGAGGCGACUCGGUUGGUGAUGAUUCAGAUCUUGCUCACAUCAAAGGGUAUCACAUUGAAUCCUAUUACUUCGCUUUACUAUGUUGCUCCGUGUUGCUUGGUGUUCUUGUUUGUGCCAUGGGUUUUUGUUGAAUACCCUGUUUUGAAGGAGACUUCUGGGUUUCAUUUCGAUUUUGUGAUUUUUGGUACCAAUUCUUUCUGUGCAUUCGCAUUGAAUUUGGCUGUGUUUUUGCUUGUUGGGAAGACCUCUGCUUUGACUAUGAAUGUGGCUGGGGUGGUGAAGGAUUGGCUGUUGAUUGCGUUUUCGUGGUCUGUGAUUAAGGAUACAGUGACUCCGAUUAACUUGUUCGGAUAUGGGUUGGCCUUUUUGGGUGUGGGAUAUUAUAAUCAUUCGAAGUUGCAGGCUUUGAAGGCAAAAGAUGGGCAGAAGAAAGCUCAGCAGGAUGAGGAAGAAGCUGGAAGGUUGUUGGAGGAGAGAGAAGGAGGAGGGGAUGGAAAUGGGAGGAAGAGCGAUUCACAGUCGAAUUGAUUUGGAAGGGAAUGAAGGGAAUUGAGGUGAGUGGAUUGAAUUGGUGCUCAGUUUUCUGCUGAUCUUUGGAGGUGUUUGGGUGUUAGGUAUUAUAUAUGAUGCCAAGUUAUGGCUGUUUCAAUGCUGAUGUUAGGGAUUCGAGGUUCGCAGCAGCUGUUGCGUAAUGUGCCCAAUCAUGUAUCUUAGUAGAGUAAGAAUCUUGGAUGCCCCAAAGUCUAUUUUUAUGUUCUCUAUAUGUUUUUUUUUUGUUGUUGUUUUAGAGUACUUAUGCAUAUGUAGGAACCAUUUCUAAUUAUGAAAUUUUAAUGCUUAUUUAUUCUUUA
Molecule: messenger RNA, 1608 nt
Organism: Cornus florida
Lineage: Eukaryota; Viridiplantae; Streptophyta; Magnoliopsida; Cornales; Cornaceae
Product: probable sugar phosphate/phosphate translocator At4g32390
Exons: 1
Coding region: 227-1285 (352 amino acids)
Cellular component (GO): Golgi apparatus; trans-Golgi network; endosome
Molecular function (GO): antiporter activity
Source: RefSeq, a predicted model, not a curated record